CGUCACACAAUCAUAUACGUGCUCAACCAGAAAUCCAUACUCUGCGUGUCCAUCGGUAAUGAAUGCAACCUCUUUCUGGCAUCAGUGCAUUCUAGUGAACGCCGCCAUGGCCGACGCCGCUCAGCUCAAGGCCGACGCUCUCAUGGAGCAAAUGAAGCUUCACCUCGCCUCCGACGCCGGGAAGGAACUCACCAAGAAAAUCGGCCUCGUUUACCAGCUCAACGUCGCUCCUAAGAAGCUUGGAUUUAAUGAGAAGAUUUAUGUUGUUGAUCUGAAGAAAGGGGAGGUUAAAGAAGGGAAAUAUGAGGAUGGGAAGCCUGAUGCAACCUUUUCCUUUACUGAUGAUGAUUUUCUUAAAAUUGCUAUGGGGAAGAUGAACCCCCAAAUUGCUUUUAUGAGGGGUGCUAUAAGGAUCAAGGGAAGCAUCAGUGCAGCUCAAAAAUUCACACCAGAUAUAUUCCCAAAGCCAUCUAAGAUGUGAGCAGGGAAGGAUCCUUUAGAAUUAAAAAAAGAUUUGAAUUUGUCCAUCUUUUAUCUCAUAUCAGAUAAGAAUCCUUGUUCCUGUCUAAUGUGAUAUGGUACUUGUGGCAUUUGAUAACUUAUUCAAUAUAACAGUUCAUAUUUUACUUUGUGUUUCA
Molecule: messenger RNA, 638 nt
Organism: Ipomoea nil (Japanese morning glory)
Lineage: Eukaryota; Viridiplantae; Streptophyta; Magnoliopsida; Solanales; Convolvulaceae
Product: non-specific lipid-transfer protein
Exons: 5
Coding region: 59-481 (140 amino acids)
Cellular component (GO): cytosol
Source: RefSeq, a predicted model, not a curated record